ACGCACAAAAUGGCGAUUGGAGUCGAUACUUCGAAGUGGAAACCUAGAAAAAUAAAAGGAACACCUGCUGCUAAAGUGAGAAAUAUCCUUGCAAUUGGUGCAAUAUCUUUUGGACUUGCCUGUGGUGUAUUUUUUCAUUUUACAAGUGUCACAGAAGGGAUAAGAAAAGCAGUGGAUGUUUUAUACGAGGAUCCUAUAGAAGAAGUAGAGAGAAAACGCAUGAUUGCCAGCGGUUUACCGAACAGAAGCGCAGAAACAAUACGAAAACUUAUGAAAGAGAACGAGCGACCAGAUUUACCGUACAAAUAGGUGGUAGCAUGAGUGUUUAUAACUCUAAAAAAAGCACUAAUUUGAUUCAAACUGAAGUGAGGAGUAAAUAUUUUACUAAUAAAACUGGCAUGGAUGAAAGUCUUUCUGACUUUCAGGAGAAGAAAAAAAGUUGUUGUGGUCCAAAAACUACUCAAGUUGCUAAAGCAAAACCAAAUAAAAGAAUUAAACGGAUUAAAGGACAGAAGGAUAUAAGAAGCAUUCUGAAAUCCAAAAAAAUUGAAUUGGUCGCAUAUAGUAGUGACUUUGACAAGAUUUGUAAACAAUCUGGACUUGAUGUAGACUCUGAACAGCUGCAAACAGCUAUUGCAUUAUCUAGGUCACUGCAGGAAACUGAGAACUUCGGAGAAAAUACACCACAAAGUUCAAAAGUUCUCAGCUCCCAAGAACGAAUUGGCAAAAUCCGCACAACUCUUCAGGAAUACGGGUUCAAAGUUCCUGAGAUCAAAAUCACGGAAACUAAAAGUAGAAAAUUAAAAAGAUCCAGGAAAAAUUAUAAAUUAUUGCUAACUACAGCCAUUGAAAAACAACAAAUAAUAUCUGAUAGGUAUUCUCAUGUUUUAAUUCAGAACCUUGACUGUAUAAGACAAGUUGAAAGUGCAGAAGAUGUUAUUCCAUUCUGUUAUGAAAUAGCUACUAGAGUUGCAUAUGAACAGAUAAGAGACAAUAAUAUAUUUUACAUUGAAGGACUUAUUAAAAGAAAUCCAAAUAGUGUAGGUAGUUUACUAAGAGACUGGUCUAAAAUUCCAGGUAGACCAUCUAGCCCUAAAACUGAACAUUCUGAAGUAGUUUUUAAUGAUAUCAAUUGUAAUCAAGAAGAAUUAGAUUAUGUUCUCAGUGGACCUUUAAAACUAGCCCAAGAGUUAACAAAAAAUAAAUAUAAUGUAAUGAGCAGUGGCUAUAAUGUAAAUAUUUUUGAAAGUAACUCUGAAACUUCACAAGAUAUUUGUACACAAAGUAACAUAAUGGAAGCAAAGGUAAUCAAUCCUUCAAAAAUGGAAGUAGAAAUAAUAACUAUUGAUGACCAUGAACACAGUCCAAAUACAAGAGAAAACAGGCAACAAUCAGACAUAGAAGUAAUAGACAAUAACACUCCAACACUAUUGGUCACACGAAAUACACGUCGAGUUGAAUGCAGUUCACCGGAUAUUUUCGAUGAUGAAGUAUCAACUAUCAUUGACAAUAAUUGUUCUAACAAAAUUGUUGUUUCACUAGAAAUACCUAAAGAUUCUACUAAUAUAGAUGUGGAUGUGAUGGACUUAACUGAAUGCAUACAGAUAGGUUCACAAAAGAAUUUAAUUGAUUCUUCUAUAAAGGAAAAACCCUGUUUUCAAUUAUCUCAAGACAAUACUAAAAGGAAGUCAAACGACUUUAUGGAACUCACAAAUGUAGUUGGAUCUUCGCAACCUUUUAGACAAAAUAAUAUUGAAGAAAACAUUGAUCUCACUCAAAAUUCUGACCAUGAAAAUGAGUUAACAGCUGAAAAUAAAGAUUUAAAACAGAAACACAUUGAAAUGGAUUUAACACAAUCUUCUGAUUCAGGUGAUGAUCUGCCAUUUGUUCAGGUUGGCGGUACGCAAACUUCCGAUGAUACUGUUAUUAUUAGUGAAGAGACGUAUUUUGGAGCUCAGGAAGACCCUAGAAAUUCCAGCCCUGUUAUUGAUUAUUUAGACAAUAACAUAAAGACUAACGAUGAAAGCGAUGUAAACAAAGAAUUAAAAGUUACACCAAAGAACGAUACAAAUUAUGUACGAGCGACAAUUUCAAGAAACCUAAAUUCACUUAAUACAUAUAAUCCUCUAAAUGAAGCAUCUUUAGAUAGUAAAAACAAAGUUAUAAAUAAUGAAGUUCAUUAUAUUAUAACUGUAAACAGCAGUAGUGAUACUGUACAGAGUGAGAGUAUACAAUCUACAGAAUCACCACUUGGAGAAAAAAUAGAAGAUUUUCAUCAAUCAAACUCUCAAAGAUUUUUUGAAGAAUUCAUACAUCCACACUCAGAUGAAGCUAGCAUAGAAACUGAAAAUAUAAGUCAUGAAACCCCCGCUAAAUGCAAUAUUGUGGACAAACAUACUGGUAAUAAUAUGAACAUAGAUUUGACCCAAAAUUCUUAUAAUUCAUUAGUGCUUGCGAAUGUCAGUGAUGAAGAAAACGAAACACCUAAAAUAUCGUUCGAGAAUAGCAAUCUUGGGAAAAAAGACAAUGUUUCUAUUGAUUAUGAUGAGCUUUUGAAUGAGAUUGUUAGUAAAAACUCAACCGUUUCAUUUAAGGACGCUAAUGCGUCAAAAGCAAUAGUUUGUGACAUUUUUGAUGAAAACACAGGAGCUACUAAAAAAUAUUCAAAAGAAAAUAAACUAAAUUCAAGUCAAACGUCUGAAGUUUUCGAGAUAUCGGACGAAGAAUUAGAUUAUUCAGUGCAUAAGUCCAUGCUUGAUAUUAAUAAUCCUUGUGGAAAUUUUGAUUUUGGUGGCAUAUCUGUUGUAGACAACCUUCCAGAUCUCCCUAGCAUCAGACAAUCAAGGAAUCAUGAACAAUAUACUAAUAAAUCUUUAAAUCAGUCACGGAAUAAUAGUUUACUGCCAUUUGUUGAUAGAAGUGGUGUUACAGAGAACAUAAUCAAAGAAAAAGAUCUUGAAGGCACUCUUUAUGGUAUAGAAGCAUCAACGCCGUUUAAACAUAAUCUUAAUCAAGUAUUAAACAUAGAAACACCUACAAAUAGUGAAUAUGUGAUAAAAACUGAUCAAGUAACACCAAUAUUGAAUUAUGAGUCUAUGACUACACCUGAAAGAAAUAAAGAACUUGAUAAAUAUGGAUUGAAACCAUUUAAACGGAAGAGGGCGAUACAACUUUUAACACAUCUGUACAAUCAAACUCAUCCAAUCCUAGAAGCAUGCACAAGCGAAGAUAUGCAUUCACCAUCUAAAAUAGCAAAACCCAAUCUUGAAACAAUACCCAGUGUAUCUCAGAAAACUCAAAAGUCACCUGGAAAAACCAAAUCACCAAGGAAAAUUGUAGAAGAAACAGACAAAGAAAAUAAUAUUUAUGAGGAAACUAAUUUACCUAUCAUUAAAGAUAUUCAGUGUACGGAAGAAGAUUGGGUGUUUCAAAAAAGAGAAAAAGCUAAGGUCUACUCUUGCCGUGUCCCCAUACACAUAGCGUUCCACAACUAUGUGAGUUCAAGGCGUAGACUUCGAGAGGCAAUAUUACGGUACGAGCCAGUGAAUAUCGAAGAUAUACACAAGGAAAUGUCUCGGUGUGGGCAUAAAUAUGAUCCAAAGGAUCUACUAAAAUUCAUGGACAAAAAAUGCAUAACGGUGAAAACGGCGGAUAGUGCAAAGAAUAACAAGAAACAUUACUAAUUUAAUUAUGAAUACAAAAUCUACAAUUAUUACUUUAA
Messenger RNA from Hyposmocoma kahamanoa, 3721 nucleotides. RefSeq names its product structure-specific endonuclease subunit SLX4 (gene mus312). Bases 318 to 3683 code for a protein of 1121 amino acids. NCBI's taxonomy places the organism in Eukaryota, Metazoa, Arthropoda, Insecta, Lepidoptera, Cosmopterigidae. The record is from RefSeq and is a predicted model, not a curated record. Gene Ontology annotation, molecular function: enzyme binding. The transcript is spliced from 6 exons. Gene Ontology annotation, cellular component: Slx1-Slx4 complex; nucleus. Gene Ontology annotation, biological process: resolution of meiotic recombination intermediates; interstrand cross-link repair; DNA replication.